CACACACACACAUAAACACACGGACAGAAAUGGUUGUCAGCAGUUAACGAAUAUGUGUAUUGAAAUGAGUAUUGCUUACGUGUAAACUACUACAAAAAAUCUACUGGGCUUUCGCCAUGCGAAAUAAAUGAUGCAAAUUGUACUUUACCAAAUGAUAUGUCCAUUCAUCGUAAUAAUGUUGUAAGUUCAAAUGUUUGUCCAUUUUAAUAGGCCACGUUAAAGCACGACAGCACCCCUCUGGAUUUAACGUAUCUCCGAAAUGGUGAAACCGGACACCUGGGCAUUUGCAUUACUGUUUCGGCUCCUUUUCGCCUCCCCUCUCCUUCGCGUCUUUUAUUGCAAGAAGUUUGCUCUGUUCGACCGUUGUAUAAAUUCCGUGAUUGUUCUUACAUUUUUUUCAUAGCAGUGCGAAUUUUGCAGCAUAGUAAGUAUAACUUUAUGCCUUAGAAAGUUAGAGUCAAGUAAAUACACCGGUACAAGUGCCAUAAUAGCGUCAAUUGACUGUUGAAAGUGUGAAGAACGGGAAAUCCUUGGCGAAGGUGGAGAGAAAAAUGGAGGAGAGAAAAGGAGUAUAGGAGACUUUCAGGGGAAAGUAAGUCGGAGCGACAGCUGUAUUUCCGGGGGGAAAAGAAAGACAGUUUCUGCAUGCAUUCAUGUGAAUAUCUAUCUGAGAAAUAACUGCAGACUGCUUAGUUUUGUAGGUGUUUCCUCCUCCUGAACCUCUACUCCCAGGGAGGCUAAUUUCAGAGAGUAUAGGAUGGAUGGAGAGAAAGAAAGGGAAAGGGAGAGGGGAGAGGAGAAGGAGAGUGAUGAGGCAGAGGAUUUCAGUCAGGCUAUGGAAGGGGCAGCCCUGGAAUGGCAGGAGCGUUAUCCCAAAGAUGACCUAGGCUUACCUAUCAUGCACUGGGAGGCCCUGGGCCUACGGAUUGCAGAAUUAGAAAAACAAGAAGAAGACAGGAGAUCAAAGAGUGCCAUUGUUCUGGAACAUGGACGUGUGUCCAGGGGCUGGAUAGAAGAACGGGAGCAAGAGAGUCAGAGGGAGACUUUGGAAGACGGAGUUGAAGAUGACAGUCGAAUUACUGCUCUUACCUCCCGUCUACAGACUCAAAUGAAUCUGCAACUGUGCUUCAUCAACAACAGUGAGAGUGAGGAUGAGGAUGAUGACAGAGAGGCUGGCAGAGAGAAAUCUCAAGUUGUUGCAAUGACUGGCCAUGGCUCUGUGCAACAGUUGCCUUCCCAUUUGACCAAUGACAUGGGCAGAAUAGCUGGACUGCAGAUUGAUCAUGAAGAGAAAAAGCACCCCGCAUGCUGUGAAGCUGUGAUGGAGCAGAGGAGGCUGAAACGUGGUGACCUGCUUACCUUCAGCCUCAAACAGCUGACCACACUAAGGGCCUCUCUCGACCAGGCUAUUCAGGAUCUGAGCUCAGAGUUAGUGGGCCGACUCUUGACCCGUGACCAGCUGCGGACUGAGCAGGAUGCUAUACUUCUGGAAGUGCAGGAUAUGACAUCUCUGCGAUGUGACGAUCAAAGGUCUCCGUGUAAUAUCACUCAGUGAAUUUCCUUGUGGACACUGCUGCUGCAACAAUCUGAUACUGUGAAUGAUUAUUUAUGUGACUGAAUUGCAAGGGAUCACUGAGCAUGGUAUGAACACAAAUGUUGUUUUUGAGACAUUGUCCAUCUGUCCAAUGCCUCAAUGUUGAUGGUUACCAUAGCAUUGCAAUGACUGCUGCUGCUAUUCUUGCCAGACAAACCAAUUACUAUUUUGCUGUGGUAUUUCGCUCUUUGGAAAUAAUUGUACUACCUUAAAUUAUGAACUAUCAUGAUUUUGUAUAUCCUUCCUAAUCACCUGCAUGCAAUGACGAGGUAAUAGGAUGAGAUCUGAGGUAAUCACUAUGGGACAUCACAGUUUUAGUAAUACAAGGGAAAUGUGCCAUUUUGUGUCGU
This is a messenger RNA of Conger conger (European conger), 1944 nucleotides long. RefSeq names its product schwannomin-interacting protein 1. The transcript has 7 exons. Gene Ontology annotation, cellular component: plasma membrane; cell junction. The coding region runs from base 758 to 1555 and encodes 265 amino acids. The record is from RefSeq and is a predicted model, not a curated record. NCBI's taxonomy places the organism in Eukaryota, Metazoa, Chordata, Actinopteri, Anguilliformes, Congridae. Gene Ontology annotation, biological process: positive regulation of hippo signaling.